CUAGUCGCAGAUUUUUUUUGAGGUAUUAUUAAACUUCAGAGAUAAGAACAAUAGUAUUGAAAAGUCUCAUUUAAGAGGAAGUGACUAUUUUUCAAUUUUUUACUUAAAAAGGAAAUCUUUAUUGAAGAUCAAAAAAAAGUCAGCAGAGCACUUAUUAAUUAUUAAUCGCAAGAACUAAAGACAUAAAUACCUCAAACAUUACAAAAAUAUUAUUGUAUUCGAUCAACAAAUCGGUAGUGCUGCAUUUAGUGUCUGAAAAUGAGUUAUUCGAAUAAAUUUAUUUAUGCUUGCUUACCCCGAACAAAUCGUGGCCAACCAAUUGUUUUAGGUGGUGAUCCAAAAGGAAAAAACUUUUUAUAUUGUAAUGGAAAUUCUGUGAUCAUUCGCAACAUCGAUAAUCCAGCUAUAUCAGAUGUCUAUACUGAGCAUUCUUGUGCCGUUAAUGUCGCUAAAUAUUCACCUUCUGGUUUUUACAUUGCAUCUGGUGACUCAUCGGGCAAAGUACGCAUUUGGGAUACCGUUAAUAAGGAACACUUAUUGAAAAAUGAAUUUCAACCAAUCGCGGGUCCAAUUAAAGAUAUUGCAUGGUCUGCUGAUAGUCAGAGAAUUGUUGUUGUAGGAGAAGGUCGUGAACGAUUUGGUCAUGUUUUUAUGGCUGAAACAGGAACAUCAGUUGGAGAAAUUUCCGGACAAUCAAAACCAAUUAAUAGUUGUGACUUUCGUCCUGCAAGACCCUUUCGAAUUGUUACAGGUAGUGAAGAUAAUACUAUUGGUAUAUUUGAAGGCCCACCAUUCAAAUUUAAGAAGACAAAACAAGAGCAUACACGAUUUGUUCAAGCUGUAAGAUAUUCCAAUGAUGGUAAAUACUUUGCUUCUGGUGGAUUUGACGGUAAAGUUUUCCUUUAUGAUGGAAACACAUCGGAUUUAAUUGCCGAAAUCGGUUCUCCUGCACACAAAGGUGGAGUUUAUGGUGUAGCUUGGAAACCAGAUGGAACUCAAUUACUAACAGCAUCAGGAGAUAAGACUUGUAAACUUUGGGAUGUUGAAACGAAGGAAUUAGUUGCUGAAUUUGUAAUGGGGAAUACUGUUGAUGAUCAACAAGUAUCAUGUUUAUGGCAAGGUGAACAUUUACUCUCUGUCUCAUUAUCUGGAUUCAUCACUUAUUUAGAUCCAGAAAAUCCAUUGAAACCUUUACGUAUUCUUAAGGGACAUAAUAAACCAAUCACUGCCGCAACUUUAAGUGAUGAUCAUAGCAUUAUUUAUACAGCAUCUCAUGACGGUGCUGUUACAAAUUGGAAUUCUGGUAACGGAUUAAAUGAUCGAGUCGGAGGAAUUGGACACGGUAAUCAAGUUAAUUCUAUAAGAUCACACGGUGAUUUCGUUUAUACAUGCGGAAUUGAUGACUCAUUGAAGCAAAUUAAUUUGGAAGGAAAUUCAUAUACAGGUGUAGAUUUAAAACUGCCCUGUCAACCACGCGGUAUGGAUGUUUUAAAAGAACAAAAUAUAAUUGUUGUUGGAUGCGUUAAAGAAAUCAUUGUGGCGCAAGAGAAUCGCAAAGUUUCAUCACUGCUAAUAAAUUAUGAAGCAUCAUGUGUAUCGAUUAACAGUGACACCCGUGAAGUUGCUGUUGGCGGAGAUGAUAAUAAGAUUCAUAUUUAUACAUUAAAUGAUACUCAACUGGAACUAAAAUUGGAACUGGAACAUCUCGGCGUAAUCACCGACUGUGCUUACUCACCAAAUAAUAAAUAUCUUGUUGCAUGUGACAGUAACAGAAAGGUUGUUUUGUAUUCAGUCGAAGAGUAUAAGCCUGCACAUAACAAAGAAUGGGGUUUUCAUAAUGCGAGAGUCAAUAAAGUAACAUGGUCUCCUAAUUCAACAUUAAUUGCUAGUGGGUCGUUAGAUACUACCAUCAUCAUCUGGUCUUUAGCUAGUCCAGCAAAACAUACUAUAAUUAAAAAUGCUCAUCCACAAUCGCAAAUCACUGGUCUCGUGUGGUUAGACCACGAAACUGUCAUUUCGACUGGACAGGAUUGCAAUGUAAAAGUCUGGGAAGUUGAAAGCUUCUAAAACUAAUUUCAUAGUUCUUUUUUUACAAUUUUAUGUGUCUACCCGUUUCUAUAUACUUUAUACUUUAAUUUAUUGUAUCAUGAAUUUUAAUUCUUUCCUAAUAUAAUUUCAUUGUCCUUGUUUUUUUUUUGAUAAUUUUAUCAAGCACUAAGGCCAACCUUUUUCAAGUAUUAAUUGUAAUCUGAAACUUUAAAUAAUUCUAUUAAUCACUUUUAAUUUGUCUAAACAGAAAUAUAACUGUAUUAAAUUUUUGAGCCCACCUUCCCUUAUCACGUUAGUUUUAACAUAAUACUAAAUAUGAAGUAUUUCCUGAAAGAAUUAAAAGCAAAUCAAAGAAAAGGUUCUAAUGUCAUUUAAUUCAAAAUUCGUUUUUUAUAAGCAUACAUAUAUUCAAAAGCAUAUAUUUUAUGUAAAUCAUUUUUUGUAAAAUUAAAAAUUAAAUGAAAUAAAAAAAAAUCCAAUAAAAUUUUAAAAUUUAUGCUAUCAAAAUUGUAAUUUGUUC
Molecule: messenger RNA, 2569 nt
Organism: Chironomus riparius
Lineage: Eukaryota; Metazoa; Arthropoda; Insecta; Diptera; Chironomidae
Source: the annotation of a GenBank genome assembly